Molecule: messenger RNA, 3388 nt
Organism: Eleginops maclovinus (Patagonian blennie)
Lineage: Eukaryota; Metazoa; Chordata; Actinopteri; Perciformes; Eleginopidae
Gene: rab34a
Product: RAB34, member RAS oncogene family a
Exons: 13
Coding region: 1971-2774 (267 amino acids)
Biological process (GO): phagosome-lysosome fusion; Golgi to plasma membrane protein transport
Cellular component (GO): phagocytic vesicle; Golgi cisterna
Molecular function (GO): GTPase activity; GTP binding
Source: RefSeq, a predicted model, not a curated record
CAAUUUGAACUCCUCUCACGGUUUUCAGAGAAAUCUGUUGGUAUUUGACAGGAAUGGGGCUGAAGCUGGAUCUCCCUGCCACCUAACAGUCUGAUAACUGAGUACAAUGAGAAACCUUACACAACUCACAGGCAGCGGCACAAUCAGACUGAUGUUGAUUAUUAUCACCGGUAGCAGUGUGGAGCGAGAGAAGAGGAUUGCCAAGGUGUGUAGCUUCCUUACAAAACAGUUUGACCUUUACGGAAUCAAUCUAUUUCUUUACAUUCUUAUCUUCCUCUUCUUUUGUUCAAUUGGACAUACUUUGUAGAUAAUGUCUUCAAAUGUGUUUUCCUAUUCAGAUAUAUUCUAAAUGAAAAUACAAGUAAACACCAUCAGUGAUCUUUAUAUGCUAAUAUCCUAAUCAAGCCAUAAUCCAUUAAAAAACCUAAGGAUUGGUACAUUUCAUUUUCUAUUUCAGCCAAAUGCCAAGAAAUGUACAGAUUAGAUGUGUUGGACUGUGCUGCAGUGUCUUUACCCCAGUGCCUUUACAAAAAGAAUAAGGUAAAGUAAAAAUACAUUGCAGACUGAUAUCUAAAGCUGGACAACGUGGAGAAAUAUAGAGACAAACAUGAGUGAAUUCAUUUGACGUUCACCACAAUAUUGUGUAAUGUGUUUUGUUUUCAUUUUUUUAGGAGACCUUAUUUUGGAUGGUUGAUUGAUACCAAAAAUUAAAGAUAUAUACAUCAGAGGAGUGUUGAUUUAUAUGAUGUAAUGUACUACAGAAAGAUUUAUGUUGAUGUUAUUAUUUUUUUGUUUUACUUUUAUGUGGUCACUUACAUUUACACCUGAGAUGUCUGGUGAGUCACAUACUUCACAUAAGUCAAAGAGUCUAUUCCCAUUUAAAAUGUAAAAACUGCUAUUCGUUUUUCAAUUAGAGGACAAAGUCCACAGUCUUCUUCUUUGUAAAAAAUAUGUUUUCAAGUUCAGCAAAAGCUUACAGGCAGAAUCAUCAACAACAAGGAAACACUGUUCGAAGCAACAUUAGGAGGAAAUGUGAUACUAAAAACAACUGACUUCUAGAAUUGUUUUAUAAAAAAAAUACAGUGAGGACUUGAUACUGGAUAUUUUUACAAGUUGAGUCAGUCAAGUUAGAAAUUGAUUUCUUAAAGGCCAGUAUGGACGUAUGUUGAUUAUGUUUUUUUUAAUGUCAAAUAUUAAUCUGAAAAGUAACUAACUACAGUGGUCAGAUUAAUGAAGUGGAGUAACAUAUACAGUAUUUGACAUCAGUAAAACUCCAGUAAAUGUGCUGCUCAAAGGCAAGUUCUAUUGCAUUACAUGUUAAGAAUAUAAAACCUGUUCAAAAAACAGCUACUUGUGAGCUAACAUAAUUAAGCACUCAAUAAAUAAUAAUUGUAGACAGCAGUGCAAUGGUGCAGAAUGAACAUUUUCUGAAAUCAUUACUGAAUAUCUAGAUAGUAUUUGUAUUAUGUUCAACUUAAUGCUGUACUGUACGUCUUUUACACAUGCUGUUAAUAUAUUUAACAUGAGUAAUAUUUAAAUUAAAUCAUGUUACAGUAUGUCUAUCAGUGCCACACUUGUGAUUUGUUUAUAACACAGAGGAUUAGAGCGCCCUCUGCUGUCGACACAUGUCUUUGACGGACAGGAAACAGAAAAACAGGGGAGCGGGUUGAGGAAAUCUGGGAGGAAAGAAAAGAAAAUCUGAGUCAGCAACAGCAGUGGCUCAGGUCUGCUUCUCAACUCAACUUCCGCGGAUCGGUAUACGUUCUGAUGUCCAUAAAAUAAUACUUUAAUGCUCAUCAAUGAGCCUGCAGGAGUCUAGUCUACUCUAAGAAGCAUCUGUGGUGGAAAAGACGAAGCGGAGGCUCAGAAGAGAGGAAGGACCGUCUGAGGAGCUUUGAUGAACAAGAGGAUUAAAGCAGAUCUCUACACUCACCACAUGUCCCUCUGCUAAAUAUUUAUCUCCAAACUUCAUGUCCAUCCGAGUUUCUGCCAUGAGUGUUCUUCCUCCUGUUCGAAAGGACCGUAUCAUUGCUCAGCUUCCUCAGUUUUUCAGGAAAGAGGCUGCUUUCCACACAAAGGAGGAUUUCAACAACAAAGUGAAGACUGCGUGUCAGGAGCAACGCACCGGCACUGUGGGCAGAUUUAAAAUCUCUAAGGUGAUUGUUGUGGGUGACCUGGCUGUGGGGAAAACCUGUCUGAUUAAUAGAUUUUGCAAGGAUGCUUUUGAUAAAAACUACAAGGCAACGAUCGGUGUGGACUUUGAGAUGGAGCGCUUCGAGGUGAUGGGUGUUCCUUUCAGCCUGCAGCUCUGGGACACUGCAGGUCAAGAGAGGUUCAAGUGCAUUGCUUCUACUUACUACAGAGGAGCCCAGGUUGUGAUUAUUGCAUUUGAUGUAAAUGACGUCGCCUCCUUGGGCCAUGUGAGGCAGUGGCUCGAAGACGCCCUGAAAGAGAACGACCCCACCGCCGUUCAGCUGUUCCUUGUGGGCACAAAGAAAGACCUGAGCUCACCUGCUCAGUAUUCUCAGAUCGAACAAGACGCCCUUGAAUUAGCACAAGAGAUCACAGCAGAGUAUUGGGCUGUGUCCUCGCUAACAGGGGAAAACGUCAAAGAGUUUUUCUUUCGAGUUGCAUCGUUGGCAUUCGAGACCAAUGUUCUGGCCGAGUUGGAGAAAACUGGAUCGAGGCAAAUUGGGGGCAUCGUCAGAAUAAACAGCACGCCAAACAAUGUGCAUGCUUCAACGAAGAAGAAACAGCCAAACUGCUGUCAGUGAGGAAGUUUGAAGUAGGAAAAGACUGAAAAUAAAUAAGGCUGAAGGGAUUUCUGUGGUGAAAGCAGAAGGAGGGACGCUGGAGUAUGUACUUCCUGACCUGAGUGGGUUCAGUUUUUCCUGGCCUAAAAAUAGUUUUCCUCUGUGGGAUGUGGAUUCUUGUGGUGUUGCUCAGUUUAACUGAAAGUUAAAGUGACACAGCAAUUACACAAAAAUUACUGGUACUGCAGAAAUUCCAAAGAGAGACUGUGGAUGUGGAGUGUGUGGGUGAUUAGAUAUUAAGUUAAGCUGCUGUAAUUUGUUUAAUAGUUUAAUAGGUUUUUCUUCGAAAUAAUACUCUGAUUUACCUUAAAGUUUGUUAAAUGGCCUUGUUAAUUUGGUAUUUCAAGUGUUUUCCUAAUGUCAUAGAUUUUCCAAACCUUACUGUAGGGAGUAAGAAUAAAUCACAAGAAAAUAACAUGAAAACAUAUUUUUUAAUCUACAGUUUUUGCUUCAUAGGUACUUUUUCUACUUCAAAUCAAUGACUAAAUUUGAAUGAUAUCAUAAACAACUGAAACAGUGUGUACCAAUAUUUUUUCAAGUUAUGUUGAACAUGUAAUAAAUAUAUAUAAUUUUAA